Molecule: messenger RNA, 4607 nt
Organism: Xenopus laevis (African clawed frog)
Lineage: Eukaryota; Metazoa; Chordata; Amphibia; Anura; Pipidae
Gene: fem1b.L
Product: fem-1 homolog B L homeolog
Biological process (GO): protein ubiquitination
Cellular component (GO): cytoplasm; nucleus
Source: RefSeq, marked validated
GCAGCUGUUCAUAAUCGAUCAGUGUUGUUGGGACGCGCACUUGGCUACCAUAUGGGGGAAACUAGUUGGAAAUCGAAAUGGGGACAAACGACAUCAGGACAAUCAAUAAUCCGUACCGCGGAACUAUAGUACAGCUGACAUGUUUCCAGGGGGGAAUAACUUUAGGGACCGGAAGUGGGGAGCCGAGGACCUUUUGCAGCUGCCCAGGUAUGGCCCUGGACGGGCUGGCCGGGUACGUGUAUAAGGCGGCGGCUGAGGGCCGGGUACUUACUCUGGCUGCCUUGUUACUCCAUCGUACCGAACCUGAGAUCCGAACCGUGCUCUCCACUGUCACCCAGCACGGCGGCCAGAGAUCCACUCCGCUCAUCAUCGCCGCCCGUAACGGACACAGCAAGGUGGUGCGCCUGCUCCUGGAACAUUACAAGGUGGAUGUGCAGCAAACUGGCACUGUGCGCUUCGACGGAUAUAUCAUUGAUGGAGCUACUGCCCUGUGGUGUGCUGCUGGAGCCGGGCACUAUGAAGUGGUAAAGUUGCUUGUGAGCCAUGAGGCAAAUGUGAACCACACAACUGUCACAAAUUCCACCCCUCUGAGAGCUGCGUGCUUUGAUGGAAGACUAGACAUUGUCCGCUUUCUUGUGGAGAACAAUGCAAACAUUAGCAUCGCCAAUAAGUACGACAAUACGUGCCUGAUGAUUGCUGCUUACAAGGGCCACUCUGAUGUAGUGCAUUACCUUCUGAGGCAACAUGCUGACCCGAAUGCCAGAGCUCACUGUGGAGCAACUGCGCUGCACUUUGCAGCAGAAGCUGGACACUUAGAUAUUGUGCGGGAGCUGGUUAAGUGGAAAGCAGCUAUGGUUGUUAAUGGACACGGGAUGACUCCUCUUAAGGUAGCUGCUGAGAGCUGUAAGGCAGACGUGGUAGAACUGCUUCUUGCACAUUCAGACUGUGAUGCCAAGAGCCGUAUAGAGGCAUUGGAGCUUUUGGGAGCCUCUUUUGCCAAUGAUCGGGAGAAUUACAACAUCACCAAGACCUAUCAGUAUUUGUACUUAGCAAUGCUGGAGAGAUUUCGGGACCCCUCAAACAUUCUUCACAAAGAGGUCCUCCCUCCAAUUGAGGCCUAUGGAAUGAGAACAGAAUGUCGAAAUCCACAGGAGUUAGGCGCUAUCCUCCAUAACACAGAUGAUCUCCAUUUGGAGGGCUUGAUUGUUCGCGAGCGCAUCCUCGGCUCUGACAACAUUGAUGUGUCGCACCCAAUAAUAUACCGGGGGGCGGUGUAUGCCGAUAACAUGCAAUUUGAACAGUGUAUCAAGUUGUGGCUGCAUGCGUUGCAGCUGCGUCAGAAAGGAAAUCGCAAUACACACAAAGACUUGCUGAGGUUUGCGCAAGUGUUCUCUCAGAUGAUUCACCUUAAUGAGCCAGUGAAAUCUCGGGAUGUGGAACGUGUGCUGGAAUGUAGCGUUCUCGAAAUAGAACGUGGUAUAGCUCGUAUCCAGAAUCCCCAAGAGCCCGAUGCCCAUUCUACACUGGAAAACCAUGAAUGUAAUCUCUACACUUUUCUUUACCUUGUUUGCAUAUCCACAAAAACUUGUUGCUCAGAGGAGGAGCAGCCUUGCAUAAAUAAGCAAAUCUACCGCCUUGUACACCUGGAUCCUCGAACAAGGGAAGGAGGCAGUCUGCUGCAUUUGGCAGUUGAUUCCGGCACGCCUGUAGAUGACUUCCACACUAAUGACGUCUGCAGUUUCCCAAGUGCCCCAGUGGCAAAGCUCCUUAUUGACUGUGGAGCGAACGUUAAUGCCGUGGACCAGAUGGGUAACAGCCCACUCCAUGUUAUAGUACAAUACAACCGUCCUAUCAGUGAUUUUCUUACCCUGCAUGCCAUUAUCAUCAGUCUUGUAGAGGCAGGGGCUCACACUGACAUGACCAACAAGGAGAAAAAGACUCCUUUGGACAGAAGCACCACAGGGGUGUCAGAAAUUCUACUUAAAACUCAAAUGAAGCUUAGUCUGAAGUGCCUAGCAGCCCGGGCUGUGCGACUUCACAACAUUAAAUAUCAAAAUCAGAUCCCGAGGACUCUUGAAGAGUUUGUGGAAUUUCAUUAAACCUUUGUUUGGAUGAACUUCAUUUAUAUUCCUACAAACAUUCUUUGGUUACACACCAUUCCUUAGGGCCCACCUGUAUCUUCUUGGGGCAAAGCCAAAACAGCCACCACUUAUAUCAUCUAAUUUUCUUAAUUGUUCCAUCGCUCUGAAGAAUGCUGCAGUCUCAUGUUUUAUUCUGAUUCUCUUCCAUGAUGUUGCAGCUGCUUUAAUUACUGAUCAGGUUUUAAAGAGAAUAAGAUAAGGUGCUGAAUCCCCACUUCAGGUUUUUUUUUUUUUUUCUGUUAAGGGAGAAUUGGUUUUUGAAUUUUUAAUGGCUGAAGCCUGCUGAGACUUUCUUCCACAUGGAAGUCUCCAAAAAAAAACUUCUGCAGGGUCCUUUGAUGACUGCAGCCUAAUGUCUGAAUGUCACCUGAGACACUUGAGGGGAUUUGGCAGGCUGUUUUCCCCUAGUUACCCAUCGUUUACCUCUGAGGGAUAGCUGAACGGUGUCCAUAGCAUGUGGCUGGCAAGUGCUGGAAAUUGGCCAGCCUGAGUGGCUGUGGGCAUUGGGUAACAAGAAUUGGGUGCAAGUUGUUUACAUUGCUUUUGUCCAGGCAAACUGACAAUAUACCAGCUUGAUCACUGCACUCACUGUAGCAGGCUAACACAAGCACAUUUCAUCAGUUUCCCUUUAGGCUUUGGCCAUAUAGGCUUUCUUAACCAUGCAAAAUGUAAUAAAUCAUAGGUUACAUUUGUCUUCGGCAGCCUCUGGGAGCUCACCAGGCAGCUGAAUGAGGCUCAGAAAGUGCCUAUAUAGAUUUGCUUCCCUGUGUCUGAGCCAAAUGAACCCAGUAAUGCUGAACUGUGCACGGCACACCAAAAGUGGGGACUGAAAGUCUUCACAAAGGGCAGUUUCUGGUAUCCCAGUCCGCUACGAUGGUUGAGAUCGCCGAGGCUUCAUAAGACUGACUGUAGGUUUGUUUGUACAAGCUUUUAAAUUAAGAAGGUCUAUAGAUCACUGUCAAUAGGCAUCAGUCAGGGACGUGUAUUUGGUGUGUAAUCAAUUUUUCCAAAAAAAAUGUUUUUUUUGUUCAUGGCUGAAGUGCAGAUUCUUGAUUAAGAUAAUGAAAAGAUAAAUGGUUUUAUUUGAUUCUAAGUCAAUGUGACAAUAUUAAAGGCCGGUUAAUACCAAAGAAAACCUGUAGCCUCUGCAUAAGGUUUCUGUACAGUUUGCUAUGUUUACCAGCCCUGUGGAGCUAAUGUUCUUGCCUCCAUUUGUGACCAAGUGCCUUGGGGGUGCUUUCCUUUUUCCAAUCCCUCCCUUAUUUUGGUUAAUAUGAACAUGUGCAAUUUGAAGCCCAGCAGUGGCACCUGAUCUAUACAAUUAAAGAAAUACACUAACAAAUAAAAGGUAAGCAGGAGGGAGAUCACAGCUAAGUUGGCUAAGGCUGGUGCACAUGGUAAAUUGUACAGUGGCCCUAUGUAAACAAAUUUAAGGGCAAAACUUCAUAGGGAUUUAGCUGUGUUUUGUUUGUGGUUUGAUAUGAACUUUAUGAAGAUCAGGGAUUGACUAUGUACUAAGUAUUGAGGGGGGGAGCUUAAAGGGAUACGGGGAGUGAUUUUAAGGUGCAGCAUUUCCAUUCCCAGGAAGAAGUACUUUGGAAAUACACUUUGUUUUUUCUUUAAAGGUUGUGCCAUACCUAGGUAUUAGAUCCUGCCAAUUGCACUGCUGUACUACUUAAUUAUGGAAAAACCAGUCUGUGUUCCUUUAAUGUCUAUUAAUAUGAUAUCCUAAUAUCUCCUAAAACCUAACUAACUAGGGUAACUCUCCCGUAUGGAUAGCGAGUGGCUUCAUGCAUUAUGUCCUGACCAAUCUAAUAUUUGCACAAUUGAUUUUUUUUUCUUUAUAAAAAUAACAGGUUUUGCUAACCUUUUGUAUGAUUUGUGCUCCGAGUGGAAUUUCAUUUGUCACGGUCACUCCUGAUUAGAAAAAAUAUGAAAUCUCACUCCCCCUUAACUCUCUCUUCUUAAAGGAAAAGUAUGCCCACAAGUUUAUUCUAUACCCUUAAAGGAUUUGUAACACCAAAAAGUGAAAAUGCAUACAUAUCUAUAUUGUGCCUGUCUGUUACCAACGAGGAAACACCUUUAGCAACCACAGCAUUAUAAUGUACAAGACUAUUUCAUCCUUUAUGUGCCAUGAAGGACAUUUGGCCUGUUGGUCAGCACCUCGGUACUAAACCAUUGGAUGCUAAAACCUGCUUUUUGUCUAUGCAAGAUGGACUCCAGCUCCCAUCUCCUCUGACUGCUGCAAAGGAACUUUUUCAUGUACACUGAAUUGGAGUUUCUGAAGCAAACACACAGGGUUUUUACAAGGGCAGGUUAAGAGUAUUUUAUGUUUCAGUGGGAGAAACCCUUUUUUAUUUUUUGGUGUUACUGGCCCUUUAGGCACACAAAGGCAAACGCGAUAUGUCUACUCUAUGCAUAUGUAUCAAUUUGAAUAUGAAAAAAAUAAAUGGGACAGAUAUUUUU